Molecule: messenger RNA, 3845 nt
Organism: Octodon degus (degu)
Lineage: Eukaryota; Metazoa; Chordata; Mammalia; Rodentia; Octodontidae
Gene: Galnt10
Product: polypeptide N-acetylgalactosaminyltransferase 10
Exons: 14
Coding region: 1-2004 (667 amino acids)
Cellular component (GO): Golgi apparatus
Source: RefSeq, a predicted model, not a curated record
AUGAACAGCGAGCUGGACCUAGUCAAUGAGACGUCGGCUCCCGCGGGCGGGGGCUCCUCGGAGGAGCGGGACGCACCAUCUCAGCUCGAGAGGGGGAGGCGCUAUGGCACAGAAUACCAGGACUCCCCAGUGGACGAGGACGCCCCACAGGAAGACCCAAGCCAGUGGCGCCCGGGGUCUGGCCGCGGUUUCCGGGAAGGGCGGCGCUGGCGGCUCCUGCAGGCGGCGGCGCUGGUGCUGGCGGCCCUGGUCCUCCUGCCCAACGUGGGGCUCUGGGCUCUAUACCGCGAGCGGCAACCCGACAGCACCCCUGGGGGACCCGGGGCGGCGGUGGUCCCAGUGGCCGGACAGGGCUCACGCAGUCGGCAGAAGAAGCCUUUUUUCAUGGGAGAUGGGCAGAAGCUAAAGGACUGGCAUGACAAGGAGGCCAUCAGGAAGGAUGCACAGCGCGUGGGUAACGGAGAACAGGGGAGACCUUACCCCAUGACGGAUGCAGAGAGAGUGGACCAGGCCUACCGAGAGAAUGGCUUUAACAUCUACGUCAGCGAUAAAAUCUCCCUGAAUCGUUCUCUCCCUGACAUCCGGCACCCAAACUGCAACAGCAAACGCUACCUGGAGACCCUGCCCAACACCAGCAUCAUCAUCCCCUUCCACAACGAGGGCUGGUCCUCCCUCCUCCGCACGGUCCAUAGCGUGCUCAACCGCUCCCCCCCAGAGCUGGUGGCAGAGAUUGUGUUGGUGGACGACUUCAGCGAUCGAGAGCACCUGAAGAAGCCGCUUGAAGAUUACAUGGCACUGUUCCCCAGCGUGAGGAUUCUCCGAACCAAGAAGCGUGAGGGCCUGAUAAGAACUCGCAUGCUGGGAGCCUCGGCAGCCACUGGGGAUGUCGUCACGUUCCUGGACUCACACUGCGAGGCCAACGUCAACUGGCUGCCCCCCUUGCUUGACCGCAUCGCCCGGAACCGCAAGACUAUCGUGUGUCCGAUGAUCGAUGUGAUUGACCACGACGACUUCCGGUACGAGACACAGGCAGGGGACGCCAUGCGGGGUGCUUUUGACUGGGAGAUGUACUACAAGCGGAUCCCGAUCCCCCCGGAACUGCAGAAAGCUGACCCCAGUGACCCCUUUGAGUCCCCCGUGAUGGCUGGCGGGCUGUUCGCCGUGGACCGGAAGUGGUUCUGGGAGCUGGGUGGGUACGACCCUGGCUUGGAGAUCUGGGGCGGAGAGCAGUAUGAAAUCUCCUUCAAGGUAUGGAUGUGUGGGGGCCGCAUGGAGGACAUCCCCUGCUCCAGAGUGGGCCACAUCUACAGGAAGUACGUGCCCUACAAGGUCCCUGCUGGCGUCAGCCUGGCCCGGAACCUGAAACGUGUGGCAGAAGUGUGGAUGGACGAGUAUGCCGAGUACAUUUACCAGCGCCGGCCUGAAUACCGCCACCUCUCAGCUGGGGACGUGGUGGCCCAAAAGAAACUCCGCAGCUCUCUGAACUGCAAGAGUUUCAAGUGGUUCAUGACAAAGAUCGCCUGGGACCUGCCCAAGUUCUACCCUCCAGUGGAGCCCCCAGCUGCGGCCUGGGGUGAGAUCCGCAAUGUGGGCACUGGUUUGUGUGCAGACACAAAGCAUGGGGCUCUGGGCGCCAUACUGAGGCUGGAGAGCUGCGUCCGGGGCCGUGGGGAGGCCGCAUGGAACAACAUGCAGGUGUUCACCUUCACCUGGAGAGAGGACAUCCGGCCAGGAGACCCUCAGCACACCAAGAAGUUCUGCCUGGACGCCAUCUCCCACAACAGCCCUGUCACCCUGUACGACUGCCACAGCAUGAAGGGCAACCAGCUGUGGAAAUACCGCAAAGACAAGACCUUGUUCCACCCUGUGAGCGGCAGCUGUGUGGACUGCAGUGAAAGUGACCACAGGAUCUUCAUGAACACCUGCAACCCGGCCUCCCUCACGCAGCAGUGGCUGUUUGAACACACCAACUCCACCGUCUUGGAAAUGUUCAAUAGGAACUGAUACUCAAGUCCCUGCGGCAGGCCCAGUGGGCCCCGGCAGGCAGCACUCGCUGCAGCCCUCCUCUCCCCAGGAGGCCGGGGGCCUGUGGGCACAGGAGCGCCACAGUGCUGGCCAGGGGUGGAGGGCCAGGAGGCUGGAGCGGAGGCUGACCUGUGCCUGCAGCUCUGGGGGAGGGGCAGCACCCUGAGAAGGCAGAGCCUGCUCCAAUUCCCGCUGAGGGAAGGGCAAAGUAGAGAGGCCUUUCCGGCUUUGUCACGCUGGCCCCUUGAGCAGUAUGGGGGAAUCCCAGGGGAGCCCCAGGCCACCCAAAACUGAGUCCUGCAGAGCUGCCCAGUCCUGAGGUGGCUGUCCUCCAUGACAGUGCUUAGAGAUCAAGGCCAGAUCUGCCCUCCCGGGGCAGCUUUUAGCACCAGUAUAUCACCUUACCAGAGGGAAAAGUAGCCCUCCCUGCCUCAUGGGGGUGACUGUCACUGUUGCCCACCUUUAGUCCUCUGUUGGGUCCCAGGGACUGCGAUCUGAGAUCACACCUGGAACCCUCAGAGUGCAAACCCGAGUGCCAGCCAAGUGCCAGGUGUGGGCCAGGAGGGGGCCCCAACCUCUGCAGCCACGGACACACAGGAUGUGCCCUCUGGCUCUCCGGGUACGUGAAAUGCCCGCUGCAGUGCCCCCCAGACACAAGGACCGCCCGGCCGCCACGUUCUGGGGCUCAUUUGGUGGCCUUGGGCCCCUGAGCAGGCCAAGGAGCCCACCAAGCAGACGUGCUGUCUGAACCCCCAUCCAUGCUUCCAUUUCUCUCCAGGCACCUCCCUGCCUCCAGAGAGGAGCAGGGGUGCUGUGAGGUGCUCCCCUCCCAAGGCUGGGGGCCUCCACGAUGGACUGUGGACAACACAGAGCCUCUGGCUUCAUCGUGGCUUUAGUUCUCAUAGAACUCUAGCACUUCUCAAGAACUCUGUGAUUCCGUCACAAGCUAGAAUGUUCCAUGGAACUCUAGUGUGGUGUGUACUUCUAGGGUGCUGAGAUCCAAGUAGCAGCCAGGUGUCCUGCAGCCAAGGCAGCUCCAGGCCUAGAGCUCUAAAUCCCAAGGAGAGAGGGCUCGAAAGAGAGCAGUGGGACUUAGCCGAUCCCUUGGCCCCCGAGGCUUUGGUAGUACCCAUUCUCAGCAAAGGCCAGGAGCCCUGGAGCCUCAUCUGAGUGGAGGAAGGAGUCCGAUGUCCCGGGACAGAUGUGCACCCAGCUCCAUGCCAGCCUUUCAUGUUUCCUUCUCACUGUUAAAUUACAUGUCAGAUUUCCCAAGGGCUCCCCAAUGCAUCGCGUUUCUGUAGCAGCCCACCACCCACCUAUUCAGAAGUGAAAAUCGCAUUUCACAACCAUAGGUUCCACCAGCUGGCCCGGAAAGUACUUGAAAUCAGUAUUCCAAUGAGAUUUGGGUCAUUUGGUUGUGCCAUUAACCAUUAAGCGACUGAGACAUAAAUCUGCAAUCCGAGCCACGAAUCUGCCUCAGAGAUGCUGGCUGAUCUCAAAGCCAAACAUUGUUGGGGAGGAGGGGAGGGAUGGGGGAGUCGCCAUCCCCAGCCACCCCCACCCAGAUUGGAUGUGUAGCCGGCAGAGGACCACUUCCACUGCGGCCCCUGUGCUCGUCCGGUCUGCUUGUUGAGCCUUUCUGUCCCUUCCCAAAUGAGCGCCCUGCCUCCAGAAGUGGCCCCCUACAGAAGGGACUCAAAGACCAGGCUCCUCCUAGAAUCCAGAGUGAGGAUAAGCACAGCACUGCAAUUUGGGGACCUGAAUCAUCAGAGAGCAUUGCAGCAGCAUUCGAGUGAAAACUGUGCCUUUAAACAAAAAAA